GCAGUGCAUGACGGGUCAGUCUAUUACUGUACUUCUAAAAGCACACUCCUGCUCAGAGGUGCCCUGUUGAGACAAAAAAAUGAACCUGCCGUCCAGAGAGGAGUGCGAGGGGUGGGACCAGGCACAAGUAGCCUUCUUUAUGUGCAAGAACAAAAUGCAAGAAUGUGCCGCCACCGUGAUCAAACUGAGAAUUAAUGGACAUAGAUUUCUGAACCUGUCCGACAGUGAUAUCACCAAGUUCAGUCUCAUCCAUCAACCGCAGCUUCAGAAGAUUGUUCAGGACAUCAAGAAAAAUGACGGCAGCCUACUGAAUAAAUUAAGAAGAUUAAAGAGCAAACCACUUCCUAAAGUGCCUGCAAGAGAUUACAGAGAUCACAGAGAAGAAGAUGAUGAAUCAUCGGAUCCUGAUUAUGAUAAUGACAUGUAUGAGGAUCCACGUGAGGGCCAGGAUGACAGCUACGAACCUCCUCCCAGCCACAAAGUCUUCACAACAACUUCCUCAGCUUCAUUCUUGAGAGGGGAGUAUCUUGACAACUGCCAUAACCAGCCCGACCGGCCGCCCAGGAAGCCCGUCCGCCCAGGCAAAGCCUCCCAACAACUGCCCCCCGAACCCACCCAAGUGGGGAGCGAUGAAGAAGACUACAUCAAUCCAGAUUGCGGUAUCGAUGACGACAAUUACGUAGAACCUGAGGGAACUCCACCUUCCAAUCCAAUGCUGCAUGCUGGGAGCAGAGCAGCGAAGCCUACACCUUUACCAGAGUGUCCACCUAGUCCUGACUUUUAUGAAGUGCCUGACAAAGAGGGAAACUCAUUAUCUCUUCCAGCAAGCAGACCACGUCCAAUCCCCACAACACAUUCACAUUCGUUACCACCGAAGCCCAGUCCCAGAGUGAAUAUGAGGAGAUCCCCUACUGCUGUUCCGCAGCCGACAGACGAUGACGAAUACGAAGUUUGUGAUCCUGAUGACCGUUCCAGUGAUAAACCUGCAGAGGGUCCCUCUCUAACUCGACCCAAACCUUUGCCCAGAGAGAAGUCACCAAAACCACCUUUAAAACCGAGGCCAGAUUUAAAACCUAGGGAAUUUGACUGCCGAACGCUGCCUGUGAUCCAAAUCGACCAGAGGCCUCCACCCAAAACUUUCUCACUGGACUUCAAACGGCCAAAAAUUCCUCUUCCACAGUUGACCUCCCACACUGACAGACGAAGUGUGUCUGCUGAAAAUGAGUCCACAGACCAAGAUAAGGAUGCGGACGUCUAUAGGAAAUCCUGGUAUGCCAGCGAAUGUGACCGCAAGACUGCUGACGAUGUCUUGUGUCGCUCAAACAAAGACGGGGCUUUUAUGGUGAGGAAGAGCUCCGGUCAGGACGCACAGCAGCCCUACACAUUAGUGGUGUUUUACAAGGGCAGAGUGUACAACAUCCCGAUCCGCUUCAUCCCAGCCACUCAGCAGUACGCUUUGGGAAGAGAGAAAAGAGGGGAGGAGUAUUUCAGCAGCGUCUCCCACAUCAUCGAGAACCACCAGAAGAACCCUCUGGUGCUGAUUGACAGCCAGAGUAAUUCCAAGGACGCCACCAGACUGUGCUACCCUGCGAGGCCUUAGACGACCCUCGCUGAUGGCAAACAGCAGCGACUGGACUUGUGCGUCCUGACCUGCUGCGUUUACUGUCACACUAUUGUUUACAGAACUCAUUAUGUGAUGUGUUUCUCCUCCUUCAGUGUUAAUUUUGGGGUCCUGACAGCAGGAUUGGAUGCUGGACUCGUCUGCACUGCUGGCCAUGCAGAGCCAGAGUAACACUGACUCAGACGACUUUUCAACUUUUUAUUAAGAUGUUUUUUUUAAUGUUCAGUCAGUAAACAGUGUAUAAAAUUAAUGCAAGGAAUGAGACAGUGUUGCUGUAGCUCAAGGACGCAAGUAGACAAAGAAUUUGUUUAUGACAGCAAGACUUUGGGGAUCCAAAAAUACAAGGUUGUAUAUUUUUGUUUUUUUAAUAAAACUCUUUUCUGGUGUUGUAUUAACUCA
Messenger RNA from Plectropomus leopardus (leopard coralgrouper), 2020 nucleotides. RefSeq names its product B cell linker (gene blnk). Gene Ontology annotation, biological process: cell surface receptor protein tyrosine kinase signaling pathway; intracellular signal transduction. The record is from RefSeq and is a predicted model, not a curated record. Lineage: Eukaryota; Metazoa; Chordata; Actinopteri; Perciformes; Serranidae.